Messenger RNA from Volvox carteri f. nagariensis, 1137 nucleotides. RefSeq lists its product as uncharacterized. The coding region runs from base 1 to 1137 and encodes 378 amino acids. The record is from RefSeq and is a predicted model, not a curated record. NCBI's taxonomy places the organism in Eukaryota, Viridiplantae, Chlorophyta, Chlorophyceae, Chlamydomonadales, Volvocaceae. The transcript is spliced from 8 exons.
AUGAAUGACUUGCGCACCCUCAUCGGGACGUGUGAUAGGGAGAUGUUCGGCGUCGCAUGGGGAAAGGUGAAUUUUGUGAAGCGUGACUGGUGGAACGAGGACUGUGCCGCUGUGCGGAAUGAUAUGAUGAGUUUCCGUAAGGAGAUCAGGGACCCCGUCUCGGGCAAGCUGCCGGACAUUCAUAGGGCUACCUGGAAGGCCAAGCACCGUGUCUUGAAGAAGGCUACUAGGAAGACAGCUAUUCAGGACGAGGGUAUACAGUUUAAAUGGCAGGAUGAGGACCGGGUGAUGCACCGACGGGAAUUGGUUGCUUGGCUUAACAAGGAUUCUACGGAGGGCGAAAUUGUUAGCGGUCUCAAGGCUAUGCGCAACAUAGCCUGUCCGCUUGCCCUUAGGGAUCUUGCUUCCGGGGAGGACGUAACCAGGGUGCAGAGGAACGAAGGUGAACGUGAUAAUGCAGUGACAUACAGCUAUAAUAUAAAAGUUAAUAGGCUAACUGUCGACAAAGCACAGCGUCGCCGCUUCACGGACAUCGACUUGCCUGACUCAUUUGUGAGGGCAAGGUGCGACUUGCGGCAACUCAUUUUUUUGAGACGACUGCUCAUUGGAGUUGCCCAAGACCUUCCAGAUCGACCGCAUUCCACCUGGCAACGAGAAUCUCUGCGUACACCACAUUUUCAACUCUCCAAGACCCCAGUGCGAUGUUGCGUCGGCGUGAAGCAAGGGCCCCCAUUGUCAACGCUUCUAAUCAACACAGUCAAGCUCACAUCGUCUUCCGCUGCCGCGAGCCUGGGCGAGGACUUCCAACAGGACAACACCUAUCGGCGCGACGAGCAUCACAGGCGUCGCCACCGCCGUACAUCGCCGUCAUGUGUGAGAAUCGAGCCUGGGCGAGGACUUCCAACAGGACAACACCUAUCGGCGCGACGAGCAUCACAGGCGUCGCCACCGCCGUACAUCGCCGUCAUGUGUGAGAAUGUGCGGCUGGGGCAUCAACCUGUGCGCCCCAGUGGCACCGAGCGGGCGUUGCUGAUGAUGGACCCGGCUGAGGUGCACUGCUGGGUGCAAUUCCUCCGCACCCAGCUGCACCCAGCCGGGCGCCGCCGCUGCUGGCCAGUUGGCUGGCGGCGGCGGUGA